AUGGGACUUUCUCUUUCACUUCUCGUGUCUGCUUGUAAAGAACUUUUGACAAACCAACUCUUCAGUUUCAAGAACCCUGUCGAGAGUUUCCUUGGAACCAGAUCCUUCGGCUUGACAUCAAGAACCAACAGUUUCAAGAGUGAGGCCUCACCCGAAAACUCUCCAAAGGCCGGUAUGGAGAGGUCUUUGAGUUUCAACAGCUGGGAGAUUCCAACAGAAGUCAAGACUGAGCCGGUAGAUGAUGUGAAAAAGCCUAAACGCAACAGUUUGAACGGAAGAACCUGCGAGAGAAUCCAGAUAACGAAACCCACGAUUACUCUCCCUGAGCCCUUUGUGUUCUUCUCCCCAAGACCGCUCGCUGAGCUUGACGCAGCUGCAACUACGCUACAGAAGGUUUACAAGAGUUACCGGACAAGAAGGAACCUAGCGGAUUGCGCGGUUGUGGUUGAGGAGCUCUGGUGGAAGACUCUGGAUGCUGCAGCUCUGAAAUUGAGUUCUGUUUCCUUCUUUGAAGAGGAGAAACAUGAAACCGCUGUUUCCAAGUGGGCACGUGCUAGAACACGAGCUGCUAAGGUUGGAAAAGGCUUGUCCAAAGAUGAAAAAGCUCAAAAGUUAGCCCUUCAGCAUUGGCUAGAAGCUAUUGACCCACGUCAUCGUUAUGGACACAACUUGCACUUCUAUUACGAUGUCUGGUCAUCAAGCAUGAGUGCACAACCAUUCUUCUACUGGUUGGACGUUGGCGAUGGAAAAGACAUAAAUCUUGAACACCACUCAAGAAGUGUUCUUCAAAAACAGUGCAUUAAAUACCUCGGACCUAUGGAGAGAGAAGCAUACGAGGUGAUAGUGGAGGAUGGGAGACUAAUGUACAAACAGAACAUGACUCUGAUCAAUUCAACAGAGGAAUCCAAGACGAUAUUCGUACUGAGCACAACUAGAACCUUAUACGUUGGUCAGAAGAAGAAAGGCGUUUUCCAACACUCUAGUUUCUUAUCUGGUGGUGCCACAACCGCUGCAGGAAGAUUGGUCGCCCGCGAUGGUAUUCUCGAGGCUAUAUGGCCUUACAGUGGACAUUACUUACCAACAGAAGACAACUUCAAGGAAUUCAUUAGUUUCUUGGAAGAGAACAAUGUUGAUCUCACCAAUGUUAAGAGGUGCACUGUGAACGAGGAAUAUUCGUCGUUUAAAUACGAAGAAGAAACAAAAGAAGAGGAAACAGAGAAUGAAAACAUUACAGAGGACAAAGAAGAAGAGAAAGACACACAAAGACCGGUGUUCGAGCUGUCGAAGAGGCUAUCUUGCAAAUGGACAAGUGGAGUUGGUCCAAGAAUUGGGUGUGUUAGAGAUUAUCCAAUGGAGCUGCAGUCACAAGCAUUCGAACAAGUCAGCAUGUCUCCUCGUAUUUCGCCUGCCUCUGCACGUUUCCCGUCACCAUACGGUCCAAUUCCUUCACCAAGGCCUAGUCCUAGAGUAAGAGUCUCUCCACGCUUAGCAUACAUGGGAAUACCAAGCCCUAGAGUUCAGGUCAACUGUUAGUGUUUUUUGCUGUUAAAUUGAUUCACUAAUAAGCGCGAGUCUUGUGAGUUUUAAGUUAGUAGUAAGGUGUGAGAAAAGGCUUUAUUAUUUCUCUAAUCCUUUGUUCUUUAAUUCAUGUCAAAUGAAGUUUAUUUCUUUUUCGCUCUUAAUUUGUAUUUGUAGUGGAAACCUUGGUUUGAAGUUCUUAUUAAUAGAACUUUGUGUAAUCUUUGAUCUGAAAACUGAAAUUUAUUUUUUGAGAGUGUUGAUUAA
Messenger RNA from Eruca vesicaria subsp. sativa (arugula), 1785 nucleotides. Lineage: Eukaryota; Viridiplantae; Streptophyta; Magnoliopsida; Brassicales; Brassicaceae. The record is from the annotation of a GenBank genome assembly.